AGAGCCCGUCCAGUGUUGCCAGUCCCUCAACAGCUGUCAAAGUAGGUCCAGCAGAAACAACAACAAAAAGCACGUGCGCACUGCGGUGGUUUCACACUGUUUCGUGCCGUCUGUGACCACAGUCGUGUCUUCAAUCAAUUUUAUCUUUUCACUCUGUUAUCUGCAUUGUCUCCUGUGUACCUUUUUUAAAAUUUUACAACUUUUCCAAAUCUAUCAGCCAGAUAGUUUAAUCGAACAGAGUACAGGUUGCAACUGCUCAGCUGAAUCAAACAAAGUGAUUUUGGUGUACCAUUGCUUGCCAGUAGUUCUAACGCUUCCCCCUUCCUGUCCGCAGCAUUCAUAGACGGGCCAUGAGUGACGAAGAUGAUUGUCCCCCACUUUGCGAGAUGGAUACCGUUGACUCGAAUGGGGAAGACGACGAAUGGGAAGUCGCCGAAGAGCAAAACGAGCCGGUGAAAUGUCUAUUUUGCGACAGCAUCUCACCCACUAUGACCGUUGCAAUACGGCACGCAAAACAGCAGCAUGACUUUGAUCUCGCCGGAGUACGCCGACGGUAUCAUUUAGACGAAUACUCUUACAUCAAGAUGAUCAACUAUAUCAGGAGGGAGAAACCAGGUGCGGAGCAGUUUAAGAUUGUCCACGCCGGCAGCAGCCUUCCGUGGGCGGACGAUCGCUACCUGAAGCCCGUCGAGAACGAAACAUGGUUGAUGUUUGAUUUGGAUGAGCUGGACGAGAUAAUGCUCAACAACGGAGGCAGCAAUGGCGGGAAUGGAUCGUUGGGGGAAAAAGAGAACGGUGCCGACAUUGGGGAAACGAUGACGCUUACAACCGACCAGUAUCGCAAACUGCAAGGAAUUAUCAAUGACCUGACCGCUCAACUGCGGGAAAAGGAAAAUCUCCUCCAGCACGCUGCCAGCAGUAUGGAAAAAAUGAAGCAAAGUUUUCGGAACAUAAUGGAAGAGCCAACGCCAUCGAAGGAAAAAGUCAAAGGUGUUGGAGGUGACCAAAAGUUACAGCAGAUUAAAAAGAAGCUCGAGCAUUGCGUGAGCAGCGUGUCGGUAGAUGACGACCAGGGAUACUUCAACACAUAUUCUCACUUUGGCAUCCAUCAUGAUAUGCUAAGCGAUGAAGUGCGCACUUCGAGCUAUCGCGACGCGAUUCUUCGCAAUGCUGACAUAAUCAAGGACAAGGUUGUCCUGGAUUUAGGCUGUGGUACAGCCAUUCUGUCGAUGUUUGCAUCGAAGGCGGGAGCGAAAGAGGUCAUAUCGGUCGAUCAGUCCGAUAUCAUCUACCAGGCUAUGGAUAUCGUACGCAGCAAUGACAUCGACAACAUCCGAUUCGUUAAGGGACGCCUCGAAGACACGGAACUACCCGUUGAAAAGGUAGACAUCAUCGUGUCGGAAUGGAUGGGUUACUUUUUGCUGUUCGAAGGCAUGAUGGAUAGCGUAAUCUAUGCACGAAAACAGUAUCUUAGAGAAGGUGGAUUAAUUCUACCAAAUCGCUGCAACAUUAGCAUCGCCGGGUACGGCGAUCUCGAGCGACACAACGAAUUUAUUGGAUUCUGGAAGAACGUGUACGGGUUUGAUAUGUCGUGCAUGAAGAAAGAAGUUCUCCGGGAAGCAACGGUAGAGGAGUGCAAGCCAGAGCACGUCAUUACCAAUGCGAACAUCAUUGCCAACUUCGACCUCAUGGAGGUGGAUGUUGAUUGUCCAAACUUCAGCUACGAGUUUUCACUGAGCGUCAAAAGGGAUUCGAAUCUUACGGCGCUGGUUGGUUACUUUGACACAUUCUUCGAGCUGCCGGAGCACAUUGAAUUUUCCACCUCACCGUACACACGACCAACGCACUGGAAGCAAACCAUUUUCUACCUAGAGGAACCGGUCCCGGUGAGCGAGGGACAAUCAAUCGUCGGAAAGUUCAUCUGCCGUCGCGACCCGAAAGACGUGCGAUCGUUGUUUAUUACAAUAGAGGUUUUGAAUAAGGUUCUUAAGUAUACACUAGACUAGCAGGUAGGAAUACUGAUUCUGAUCAGUUAAAAAGCAUGCAGCGUAAAUUUAAAUGGUAAUCUACAGUCAACAAACGAAAACUGGUCAGGAAGGUAUCCGAGAACGAAAACCCUGGACAUGGAUAAUCAAGGAUGCACAUGAAAGCUUUAAAUUUUCGAAGAUAUAUAUACAACAAUUCUGUCGGUGCUUAUACGUACUCAUACAUAUAUCUACCUAAUUAUGUUGUGACCAAACGGUUGGGAAUCGUUUCUUGAAAAGGAAAUACCAAAUUUCGAGCUUCUCAAGUUACGGGAGUUUCUAGUAGAUAACCGUCAAAUACAGCUUUCAUCCUAUGAAGAAGGUAGCACCGAAUGGUUGUGAAGCAUAACAACGCAAACUACAGCUAAACUGUGAGUCAUAUAGGGCGAACAAUGUAAUUUUUGUGUUCUUAGUCAUUUAAAUCGCAUUCCUAGAGCGGUAGCGUUGAAGAAAAACAACAAACCACGGAAAGAUGGAUUUGAACACAUUUUUAUACAGGCAACUUUUUACCUUACUUUCAGACCUUACGACCAACGGGAACAUAUUCAAAACCAUUUAUCAUUUAACUUUACAACACAUAAGCCACCUUCCAAAUACUAAUCAACCAACUGAGUAAGUCCAACUCCAGAUAAUAAGACAAUCCUUUGGAUCAUAGAAGGUUACAUCGGUUCGAGAUUUGCCAGCGGUUGGAUCCUCUACAGGACCAUCUAUGGCAUACGAUAGACGUUUGUUGAGAAUCUAAAAACUAUCAUAUUUCCCGAAAAUAAAAUUUAAAAAAAAGCACAAUAUACAGUACCAACGCACUCCACGUGUACAGGGUUCUUUGGAAAAUCAAAGCUUUAUUUUUUAAACAGUUAAACGCUUAUGCUCCUUUAAGAUCGAGGUGAGAAUGGUAGUAAAAAGUGAAAUGUAUAAUCAUCUCUAAACGGAAGCAAAAAGCAACAUAAUUGGCUCACAUUGAUCUCAGAAUGAUGAGCUCUCUGCUGUCGUAGUCGAUGGAAGACAAAACCAACUACGAUUUAUCGAAAUAGAUUAUAGAAAGAAUGCGGGAAUUCAAAGUUACAGACUUAAAGGUAGGCAUAGCUUAAGUCUGCAUGUAACAAGAAAAGAAUGUCCUACAGUACACGAAACUGUUAAUUAAAAUUAGAACGUUGCAUAGGCAGUGUUGCUUGUUAUGAAAAAUAACAAAGCUAACCAAAUCGAUAAACUAAAUUGUUGUUCAAGUUGUUUGCGUAACGCAAAGAUUGCCAAGAGUAGCUUAGCAUUAACUAAAUCCUGUUUAAACGGUCUUAUCGUCGGUUCACUGUCAGCGUUAAGCACAUUUAUAUCAAUCAAAAAGACAAUUUCCAUUUCGUUAAGACGCUUUUGCUAAAAUUAGCAGCGACCUUAUAGGAUUGAAAGCAUUUAAAAAUUACUGCGGGUGCAAAGGUAACUCGUUUUGAAAAAUGGCCAUGCCAAGUGUAGUGUUGUUAGAUACCCUGCAAAGGCAAAUUUUGAAAUUGAAUAAAAUAUCAAUGCUUAUUAAU
Anopheles coustani is the source of this 3550-nucleotide messenger RNA. RefSeq lists its product as uncharacterized. Bases 351 to 2006 code for a protein of 551 amino acids. NCBI's taxonomy places the organism in Eukaryota, Metazoa, Arthropoda, Insecta, Diptera, Culicidae. Gene Ontology annotation, cellular component: nucleus. Gene Ontology annotation, biological process: peptidyl-arginine methylation. The transcript has 3 exons. Gene Ontology annotation, molecular function: protein-arginine N-methyltransferase activity. The record is from RefSeq and is a predicted model, not a curated record.